GCGUUUCCGGUUCCGUCCCGCUGUUCCUUCCCCCGCUUCCGGUGGGUGACGUGUCUCUUCUGGCCUGGCGGUCGCGGCGGCGCAGUAAGCAGUCAGUCAUGGAUCAAGUGAUGCAGUUUGUCGAGCCAAGCCGGCAAUUUGUGAAGGAUUCAAUCCGACUUGUUAAGAGAUGCACUAAGCCAGACCGAAAAGAAUUUCAGAAGAUCGCCAUGGCAACAGCAAUAGGCUUCGCUAUAAUGGGAUUUAUUGGUUUCUUUGUGAAAUUGAUCCACAUCCCUAUUAAUAACAUCAUCGUUGGUGGCUGAACACUCCUGGAAGAACCUGGCUUCGACUUGGGACCCCGCGGACCGUGAGGCUUCGGGAAAGGGAUGGGCUUUAUUCCCGUAAAUUCUCAAUUUGUGUUUCCCCUACAAACUAUUUUUAGUGUCUGAAUUAAAAAUUCCGUUUUUACCUGG
Tachyglossus aculeatus (Australian echidna) is the source of this 455-nucleotide messenger RNA. RefSeq names its product SEC61 translocon subunit gamma (gene SEC61G). The transcript is spliced from 4 exons. Gene Ontology annotation, cellular component: Ssh1 translocon complex; membrane. NCBI's taxonomy places the organism in Eukaryota, Metazoa, Chordata, Mammalia, Monotremata, Tachyglossidae. Gene Ontology annotation, molecular function: transmembrane protein transporter activity. The coding region runs from base 99 to 305 and encodes 68 amino acids. Gene Ontology annotation, biological process: post-translational protein targeting to membrane, translocation; protein targeting. The record is from RefSeq and is a predicted model, not a curated record.